UCAAAUCUAUUGAAUUAUUUUAUUGGUGAGUUAAUCAAUAGCAUUAUUAUUAAUUAUAAAGUGUUCAAAGCUGAUCAAUAUUUGACCGUGUUGAAACAUACUGUCACUGUGUUAUUUAUUUAAUGGCAUAAGAAAUCUUAUACUUUUCUUUGCCACUCCUUGGUCUAAUUUGUGACUAGUGUUAAUUAAUAAUACAUGAUUAUUUAAUUAAUAAUAAAAAACAAUGUCUCUGAAAAUAUUAUCCAGAGGAUAUUUAAUAAUUUUGUGAUUGCUUUGUUUUUCAUUGGAAAAUGUAUUACACCUACGUGUCUGUGUUGACAUAAUUAUUCUUUUAUAGGUCAAAAAACAAUUUUAUUUCUUAAGCUUAGUAAAGUUAGUGAUAAUGUCAGAAAAAUCACGUAAAAUAGUUACGCGAUUUCAUCCAAGUCAUGGAGAAAAUAUAAUACUUUGUGAUGAUAAUACAGUAGCAUAUAGAAAACAAAGUUUCGCUAAUGCAUUGACAUUUAGUGAAAAACCUCUACAACCUGGGGAAAUUUUCCUUUUGGAAAUAGAAAAAUACGAGCGAGGAUGGAGCGGUCAUAUGCGGUUAGGACUAACACAAAUUGAUCCUGUAACAGCUGACAAAAAAGGUUUACCUCAAUAUGCAUUACCGAAUUUAGUGAAUAUGGGAUCUAGUUGGGUGUUUGCAAUAACUCAGAGUCACAAUAUUUACUUCAGUGUCAGCGAAGGUGAAUCAAAUCCUCAUCACGAGAAGAAAUUAAUAACCGAUGGUAUUACUGUACAGACAUCUCGAGGAAUUAUUCCUUACACAGCAUUAAAACCUAAUACAGUUGGCUCGAGCCAAAAUAUUUUGCCUACCGAAACUGGUAGUCGUAUAGGUGUAAUGUAUGUACCACAGCGAGGUACUGAUUUAGCGGAAAUGCAUUUUAUUAUUAAUGGGGUGGAUCAAGGUAUAUGUGGAAAGGAUAUUCCUUAUAAAGAAAAACCAAUUCACGCGGUUGUUGAUGUUUAUGGUACAACAAAGCAAGUUCGAAUAGUUCAACUCUAUGCAGUUUCUACGUUACAAAGUGCUUGUCGUGAUGCUAUUUUACAAUAUACGAAAGAAAAUGCUGUUGAUUUAUUACCAUUGCCACAAAUGUUAAAAGACUUUUUACUUUAUCAAUAAUGUAGAACUAUAUACUAAGCUAGAAUUUUUUUUUUUUUUUUUUUUUUUUAAGAUUAAGUAUAAGGGAAUCGAUUGUGUCGAAGGCAGGUCCUUUCAUCAUAAAUCUUUUUCUGAUUCGUUUAUUGUAAAUUAUUAAAUUAUACUUAUGAAAUUUUAUAGGAAAAAAAUUAUAUAUAUUGUCAGAACAAAUAUAACAAUAAUAGUUACUAUUAUGGUUAUAA
This is a messenger RNA of Cotesia glomerata, 1386 nucleotides long. Its product is annotated as neuralized-like protein 2. NCBI's taxonomy places the organism in Eukaryota, Metazoa, Arthropoda, Insecta, Hymenoptera, Braconidae. The transcript is spliced from 4 exons. The record is from RefSeq and is a predicted model, not a curated record. Gene Ontology annotation, molecular function: ubiquitin protein ligase activity. Gene Ontology annotation, biological process: intracellular signal transduction. The coding region runs from base 383 to 1165 and encodes 260 amino acids.